AAUUAUUAUUUUUCGUUAUUAUGCAUUUACAACCUAUGACAAUUUCUAAUGAAUCCUUCUUUAUAACCACACUUGUAUUCAGUUCCCCAUUCUCCAAACUUGUCUCCAAUUCUCCAAUUUUUUUUUCUUUCUCUGCAAACCAACCAACCAACCAAUCAAACAAACAGAAAAAAAAAAUGGAGUCUGCAACAAGAAGAAGACAGCCCUGUGUUGUUGGCAACAACGAUGGUGUUGCCUCUCUGGCUGAAACUGAAACUUUAUUUUCUUCAAACAAUCACAACUCUUUAAUUUUUCGGAGGACUGGUUUGAAGAUUCUUUCUUUUGAUUCUUCAAUAUCAUCACCAAGAACAUUGCCUGCUGGCAGAAAAUUUUAUGAUACUAAAUUUGAACAACCCCAUUUCUUGGAAUCUUGUUUUCUUUGCAACAAACCACUUGCUCAUAACAGAGACAUCUUUAUGUACAGAGGGGAUAUUCCAUUCUGUAGUGAAGAGUGCAGGCAACAACAGAUAGAUAUAGAUGAGGUCAAGGAGAAAAAAAUCAAUCUUUCAGCUUCUACCAAGGCUUUGAGAAUAAAGGAGCAGACAAAAUCCAAUUCUCCCAGUAAGACUACACAUGAUUUCCCUUCACGCAGAGACAGUGUUGUUGCAGCUUGAAUAAUACUACUUAAUAAAAAAGGCAUUUAAAGCAUUCCGCGCUGCAGAAUCCGUCAUCGUUCCAUCAAUUAACUACAAGGUAGCAAAGUUAAGUACAAAAUAACAAAAAAUAGAAGAGCAUUUUUUUUUUAAUAAUAAAUAAUAAUGUGUAUAUUGAU
Molecule: messenger RNA, 811 nt
Organism: Solanum dulcamara
Lineage: Eukaryota; Viridiplantae; Streptophyta; Magnoliopsida; Solanales; Solanaceae
Product: FCS-Like Zinc finger 2-like
Exons: 2
Coding region: 21-653 (210 amino acids)
Source: RefSeq, a predicted model, not a curated record